AUGUGUUCGGAUACGCGUAGUGAGGGUUCUGGUCGUUCUGAUGGGUAUGUUAAAUGGAGCGUAAAAGAGGUUGGAGAGUGGUGUGCCGAGAAGUUACAAUUGGACGGCGAAGAUCUGGUUAAACUGCAAGAAUGCAUUGAGGAACAAGGCAUUGAUGGAGAUAUUCUGGAUGAACUGAGCUUACAAGAUUGUAAGAUGAUAACGGGUGGCAAUGUAGGUCGCGCCGUUCGGCUUAAGGUGGAGCUGAACAGGCUCAGAGAGAAGAAACACAAUCAGGAACAGGAGAUAGUACAAGCAUUGCAGCAAUUACAAUCCACGGUGAGUGACAAACUCCAAGAUUUCCAAACACAAUACACUCGCUUGAGACUUGAUGUCUUGGAGGUUGUAAAGAAAAGCACCCAAGCUGCCGGGGGGCACAGUCUUCCCCAAACCCAAUCACAAACCCAACUUUUGCAUCACAACUCUCAACAGCCACAGCAUGAUUACUUUGAGGGCCACCGAUUACCCACACCUGGUUCUCCAGGUAAUACGACAUUCAGGCAGUCUGUAAGUAGGUCAACGUCUGGUGCACUUCCUACUCCAUCAGUACUUCCUACUGCUGCCAACCCUCCAACCCCACAACCUCCUACAACGGCUGGAAGCGAGCCGCUAAAACAUUUACGUGCUUCUAAAGAGGACUCUUGCGAAAGAAUUCUCAAAAACGCCAUGAAGAGACAUAACCUCAACGAACAAGACUGGAAACAGUACGUUUUGGUAAUCUGCUAUGGUGAUCAAGAACGUAUCUUAGAACUUGACGAAAAGCCAGUCAUGAUUUUCAAAACCCUUAAGCAGCAGGGCUUACAUCCGGCCAUUAUGCUGAGACAAAGAGGUGACUUCGAAGAAGUCGGUGGUGAACUAACGCCGGGUGGUAGAUUGUAA
Messenger RNA from Lachancea fermentati, 918 nucleotides. Lineage: Eukaryota; Fungi; Ascomycota; Saccharomycetes; Saccharomycetales; Saccharomycetaceae. The record is from the annotation of a GenBank genome assembly.